AUGUCGAAAAUUUUUACGCCAACAAAUCAAAUUCGGUUGACAAAUGUCGCCGUUGUUCGUAUGAAAAAGGGCGGCAAACGUUUCGAAAUUGCAUGUUACAAAAAUAAAGUGGUAUCAUGGCGAAAAAAUAUUGAAAAAGACAUCGAUGAGGUGCUGCAAAUUCAUUCGGUGUUUACAAAUGUAUCGAAAGGAGCGGUAGCGAAGAAGGAAGAUCUGGUGCAGGCAUUUCAAACCGAUAACAUCACCGAAAUCUGCAAAGAGAUUCUAAUGAAGGGUGAACUGCAAGUGUCUGAGAAAGAAAGACAAUCCGAAUUGUCAGCGAUGCUCAAGGAUAUCGCAACGAAUGUGGCGGAAAAGUGUGUCGAUCCGGAGACAAAACGACCAUAUCCAGUUACGAUGAUCGAAAAGGCCAUGAAAGACAUUCAUUAUUCGGUGAAGCCAAACAAAAAUGUCAAACAACAAGUGCUUGAAGUGAUUGGACUGCUUAAGGCACACAUUCCAAUUGAACGGGCCCACAUGCGGAUACAAGUCACACUCGGUUCGACGAAAGAAGCAAAACAAAUCAGUGAAAAGCUUAAACCAUUGUGUGCAUCGAUUGAACACGACGAUUGGAAUACUGGCUGCACUACGCUCAUCUGUCUCAUCGAUCCCGGCCAAUUCAAACCCAUCGAUGAACUCAUUCGCAAAGAAACCAAAGGCAAUGGCCGUAUGGAACUGCUCGACUUGAAAAAUGUCGUUGAGGAAGAAAUUCUCUAGAGUUUUUGCAUUUCAAAUUGUUUUCUCUUUUUUUAUCGUAAUAAAUCUAUUUAAAAACGAACA
Molecule: messenger RNA, 819 nt
Organism: Sitodiplosis mosellana (orange wheat blossom midge)
Lineage: Eukaryota; Metazoa; Arthropoda; Insecta; Diptera; Cecidomyiidae
Gene: Sbds
Product: ribosome maturation protein SBDS
Exons: 1
Coding region: 1-756 (251 amino acids)
Biological process (GO): cytosolic ribosome assembly; ribosome biogenesis
Source: RefSeq, a predicted model, not a curated record